Molecule: messenger RNA, 1522 nt
Organism: Betta splendens (Siamese fighting fish)
Lineage: Eukaryota; Metazoa; Chordata; Actinopteri; Anabantiformes; Osphronemidae
Product: transmembrane protein 150C-like
Exons: 9
Coding region: 300-1046 (248 amino acids)
Source: RefSeq, a predicted model, not a curated record
CUUGUUUGAUCUGCGCCAUCCCUUUAUCCUUAGCCUCACCUGUGCCUUUAUUUUGAAGGGCAGACUCCUCAGCCGGAAGUGGCAAUUUCCUGCUAUGAUGUCGCUUCUGACUGGAAACUGCUGCAGGCAGUGGAACGGCACCGGCUGCCUUUUGAAGUAGUUUAGGGGUUUUAAGUGAAUAGACUGACUUUUGUCCGCUGGAGGUCAUUUUAAACGUUGGACCCGUGUCAGAGCCGACUGCACCUUCUCACAGCUUACUGAACCUGUCAUGCAGAACCAGAACCGUCAGACGAGACGCAAUGUGGACUUUCAGCCCGUGGGUUCUGCUGCCUCCCACCUACUCCCUGUGCACAGCUGCCGGACUGUGGAUCGUAUACUUUGUAGCCCUUGAGGAUGAGAUGAUCGCGCCUCUGACUGCACAAUUCAGGACAACCAACAGAUCUUUAUAUCCCCCAGUCGUCAGUAUUGCAGGAAACUUUCCACCAGCUAGCUGCAUCUUCAGUGAGGUCAUGAACCUGGCAGCGUUUGGGGGGUUUAUUAUUGCCCUUCUCAGAUAUUUUCAGCUGAAACACCUAACAGACAAGCCGUUCUUGAACGUCAUCAGUCUGGCAGCUUUCUCCGUCGGCUGCUUUGGGAUGACACUAGUUGGAAACUUCCAGCUAUUCAAUCAGGAGAGGAUUCACAACUUUGGCACGUCUUUGACGUUCGGACUGGGAACCGUGUUCUGCUGGGUGCAGUCCUACAUGACCCUGAGGGUGAACCUGCAGAACAGGGGACUGAAGGUUGCAGUGGUUCGAUUCCUGUUGUGUGGAUGCAUCACUGUCUGCUUGAUGCUCUACCCCUUCCUGUUGUCUCAGGACAUCACCCUGCCAGCGGCCCGCUGCCAGUGGUCGCUCGUCAUGUUCUUCCUCAUGUUCCUCAGCACUUUCGCCAUCGACUUCCAACACUACCACUUCCAUGUGAUGUGCAGAGAGAUGUCUUCGUUUCCCAUCAGCACAUCAGAAACCGUCACUGACAUGUCCAGGUCACAGUCGAACCAACUCUAGGGGGAUGAACUGAACUCAUUGUUCCAACUGAACAUCCAGGUGCAAAUGUGUCUAAUGGCAGGCUAUGAUGGUAGCCUCAUCCACAGUCACGUGAUCACUGCUUUAGGUAUGUUACAUCACUGCAUUUAAAAGUGUUCCACAAUUGUUAUAAAUGCAUGUUGCACAGCAUCAGAUCCGUCUAUGAAGCACUUUUAUUUUCAGUAACUGCUGCUACACAAAGGUUAUGUGGAGAAAUGCUGCUGUCACUGAUGGGCUACUGCAGCUGUUUGUAUUGUAUUUUGUCAUUGAAAUUAUUAUUUUUUUCCUCUUUAUCACCUUUUGCCAUUUUUGUAUUCCCUUCAUAUAUGAAUAUAUUGUGAACAAACUGUAUCUGUUUUACCCCUGACUUUACUCAGCUGAGAACUGUUGCGUAUGCUGUAUGAAGGGACCACAACUUGGGUCCAUGUCAUCAAUAAAGUCUUGUUCUAAUAAGAAAA